UCGACCUUCCGCGGUUUCUCGCUGCGAGACGAGCACUGGCAUGAAUGCUGUAGACCCACGAACACGGAGCAAGGUUCAUCUUGAGGCGGGGGCGAGGAGCAGGUCGGAGUUCAUGAGGCUCGCGGCCUCGAACAUACUCUUCCUGCUCGCUGCAUACCUCGGGAAGGCGACUAUCUUGGAGGGUGCCGUGCCAUCGACGGUAGUCAAGAUUCUUAGUGUCGGGGCUUUGGCAGCAUUCGCGUGGGCGUUCUCGCACAUGCGAGGGCAGACUAACAAGCCGAUCGAGUGGCCUGUGGUUGGGCUCGCUUCAUUAUUACUCUCGUUACGGCUCGGCGCGUCGCUCUUUGCUCUUGUUCGACUCCCAGUUAUCAGGAUGGUUAUUCUAUCUCAAUAUUCACCGGUAUGGAUGGGCUGUGUCCUCAACAACACGUCCCGUCAUUCCACACUCUACCUCCUGCUCGCUAUUGGCAUCUCUUACCUCUCUGAUGCCAAAUUUUCGCCUGAAAAUUUUCGAACGACGUUACCAGGCUACUUUGCCAUUGGCCUCGAAGCGUUGACCACCAGUGUGUUAGAGCAUACACAAGGAGUCCUGCUGCCCACCCUAGGACCUGCCAUGGCCACAGCACUGCCGACCAUUGGGGGUAUGUUAGUCAGCAUCACCAUCUAUAUAUGUUCUCGCUUCUUCCUCAGCCCGAUGCACAUCGAGGAGGCCACUCACGGAUUCACAAUACAGCUAACAGCAGUGAUCAUGCUGUCUGUUGCCCUGCUGUUCUCUUCUCCGGCAAUGACCAGGCGAUUAUCAUACGCUCCUUCUGCACAUGAAAUCAGUUUUGCCUUCAUCGUCGUCCUCGUGUCUGCUGGGCUGUUCAGCGUAGUUCCUCGGCUGCCUACUCUAAGCAUAACUGAUAUUAUUGUUGCCGGAUGCCUCUACUACGGCAUCAGCAAAGGCAAGGCAAGACAGACGAUUGCCAAGUCUCCCUACAGCUCCAUAGCUCAUCUUGCUCGUGGAUAUCUCAAAUCCAUCCUCGAGAAUCCGGAGUCGAGGAAGAUAUUCUACUUUCUUGUGCUCAACAUGUGCUAUAUGGGAGUGCAAAUGCUUUACGGUAUCUGGACCAACAGCCUCGGAUUGAUUUCCGACGCUAUACAUAUGGCCUUCGACUGCAUGGCCAUUGGAGUUGGCCUCAUAGCUUCUGUGAUGGCACGUUGGGCUCCUAACGAACGAUUCACAUAUGGUUAUGGCCGUAUAGAGACCCUCUCUGGCUUCUCCAAUGGUGUAUUCUUGAUUCUUAUCUCAAUCUUCAUCGUUUUUGAGGCCAUCGAGAGACUGAUGAACCCGCCUGAGAUGAACACCAGCCAGCUAUUGCUUGUCAGUACAUUGGGUCUUGCGGUUAAUCUCUUCGGAAUGUUCGCCAUGGGCGGACACCAUCAUCAUGGAGGACAUUCUCAUAGCCAUGGUCAUAGUCAUGGCCACUCGCAUGCGUCUCAUUCGCCGAAGCCCUCUCCCGCAGCAGAGCUUCGUCAGUUGCACUCUCACAGCGAUGAUGACUAUCCUUCACAUGGUCACAGUGAGCACCGCGGCCACAAUCAUUCACGUCAAGGAUCGCUAUCGCCGUUGCGAGUGGACACUGACGACCAUUCAUUGCACUCCCAUUCGCACGCUCAUUCUACCCUUGCCCAUGAGCACUCACACACACACUCGACCCACGACCAUGGACAUGAGCACGGGGGGCAUACUAACUCAAAUUCUGAUGAUCAUGAUCAUGGAAAGCCACAGUCGCACUUGCACUCGGAAGACCUCAAGUCCCCUAUCACGCCAAAUUACAACUUUGAGCGGGACGAGCACUUCGAGAACCACCACGCAAGCUCUCACGCGCCCAACUUACACGAUCAUACACAUGUCCAUGAACAUGGCGGGCACGCAGGACACAGUCAUAACAUGCGCGGCGUGUUUUUGCACGUCAUGGCGGAUACUUUAGGUUCUGUCGGCGUGAUCAUUUCGACCCUGCUCAUUCAAUUUUAUGGUUGGACAGGCUUCGACCCCAUAGCUUCACUCUUCAUUGCGAUACUCAUUGCUGCAAGUGUUAUACCCCUCGUGAUUGACACUGGGAAAGUUUUAAUGCUGGACCUGGACUACCGCAUCUCAAACAUCGAGCCCGCCUUAACCGAGCUGCACCAGGUCGAUGGCCUCACGUCGUUCUCAUCGCCGCGCUUCUGGCCAAAGGACGACAGCAGUAUCAUCGGUUCGAUACAUAUCAGCGUUGCGCCAUCUGCGGUAGCCCACGACCCCAGCGGGCCGCAUUCGACGGUGCAGGGCCGGUAUCAGCAUGUCGAACGUGUAGUCGAGCGUGUGGACAGUCUGCUACGGAGUAGGAUUCCUGGAUUAGAGGAGCUCACUAUUCAAGUAGAGGGAGCGUGAUUGGGUACUUUGCAACAGCAUGCGGUUGUAUCUAGAACUUGUAGUAAUGCGCUGCGAUCGCUCGACUGCGAUGUGUACGUUGUGCGCGAGUGAUAGCGGUCGAAUAUAA
Messenger RNA from Phanerochaete carnosa HHB-10118-sp, 2525 nucleotides. RefSeq lists its product as uncharacterized. Gene Ontology annotation, molecular function: zinc ion transmembrane transporter activity. Gene Ontology annotation, biological process: transmembrane transport; intracellular zinc ion homeostasis; zinc ion transport. Gene Ontology annotation, cellular component: membrane; Golgi apparatus. NCBI's taxonomy places the organism in Eukaryota, Fungi, Basidiomycota, Agaricomycetes, Polyporales, Phanerochaetaceae. The record is from RefSeq and is a predicted model, not a curated record. The transcript has 14 exons. The coding region runs from base 113 to 2416 and encodes 767 amino acids.